Molecule: messenger RNA, 246 nt
Organism: Culex pipiens pallens (northern house mosquito)
Lineage: Eukaryota; Metazoa; Arthropoda; Insecta; Diptera; Culicidae
Product: 116 kDa U5 small nuclear ribonucleoprotein component-like
Exons: 1
Coding region: 1-246 (81 amino acids)
Source: RefSeq, a predicted model, not a curated record
AUGGCCACACCCCGCCUCAUGGAUCGUAUCUCUUCGUCGAAGUGCAAGCCCCCGCCGAUUGCGUUUCCUUCGUGUAAACCGUCCUCGCCGGCGACGUGGCCUAUCUCCGAUUCCCCCCUCUACACCAUCAAAGCAUUCAUCCCCUCCAGCGAUUCGUUCGAUGUCUUUCACCACUGGCGGAUCGUCCCCGGCGAUCCGCUCGACAAGAGCAUCGUCAUCCGGCCGCUGGCAAGUGUCACUCGCUAG